AUGGCCGGCGACGAUCGAGGCGUUGAGGCGGCAAUGAGAGUCGGGGAUCGUGGCGUUGAGGUGGACUCGGCCGGCGGCGAUCGAGUCGUUGAGACGGCGACGGCGUUCAGCGAUCGGGGAAAGGCUCCGAUUCCACCAGAGUGGCGAAACGGUGAUUGGAUUGACAAUAUGCUUAGUUCAGAUCGAGUGAUGAGUUAUGUCGUUGAUGAUUCCGUCUCGAUGAAUGCGGAUUGUAAUGGUAGAAAAUCCAUCGAACAACCUUACUGUGCCAGUAAAUCAACGCAAGGUCACAGUUCUAUUGUAGAUCAGCUGGAAUCAGAGCAUAUCAAUCAGUUGGGGGAUGAUGUGAUGCUGGAUGAUGCUUUGUGCAUGGAAGUUACAUCUGCUCUGAAGGAUAAUAGCGGCAAUGAAUUGGGAGUUGAUAAUGUGAUGUUGGAGGAGGAUGCCUUGCACAAGGAAAUUUCAUCUGUGACGAAGAAUAAUGAUUUGGCUGUUUUUACUUUAGUUGGUAAGAUGGCAAGAAGUGAGAAAGAAGCUUAUGAUUUGUAUAAUGAUCAUGCCCGAUUGAUUGGUUUUUGUGUGAGAGUGGGAAAACAGAAGUUUAGAGCUGUGAGGGGUGAAGAUCUACGUUGUAGCCAGGGAAACAUCGAUUCAUAUCUUCCCGGUGACCCUUUUCUGGAGAGCAUUCGCAGAGAGUACACAGUUGAAGCAUUCCGGGAGGUUCAGCAGUUGCACAAAGAUGGGAUGUUGUGCAGGCAGGAGCAGACCGAACAAGAGCUUCAUUGCAUCGGACUGCAUUAUCAAAGCAUGCAAUUUCCUUAUCCAAAGGAGCUGCUCAACAUUUUACAGCUCAGAAGUUUUUGUCUUGUGAAUGAUUCUCAUCAAAGCGUGCCAUCUUUGAACGUAAAUUCCAGUGGACUCUCAUUUGCUAAUCCAAGCAUAGCUGCCCAGCAUUUUUCAUGGGCAGGGGUUUCCACUUCUAUGAAUGCUUCUGAUCAAAGCAUGCCGUUCAUCAACCAAAAUUCCGGUGGAUUCUCAUUUCCAAUUCCCAAGGGAGGUAGCCAAGAGUUUCAAGGCGAAAGCACUUCCGCUGCUGUGAAUCCUUCUCAUCAAAACACUUCCGCUACAACUUAUGGAUAA
This is a messenger RNA of Oldenlandia corymbosa var. corymbosa, 1140 nucleotides long. Lineage: Eukaryota; Viridiplantae; Streptophyta; Magnoliopsida; Gentianales; Rubiaceae. The record is from the annotation of a GenBank genome assembly.